Messenger RNA from Acanthosepion pharaonis, 2217 nucleotides. The record is from the annotation of a GenBank genome assembly. NCBI's taxonomy places the organism in Eukaryota, Metazoa, Mollusca, Cephalopoda, Sepiida, Sepiidae.
AUGAUUAUCCUCUCCACAAUUCUCCUCUAUCCUCUUCCGCCUCUCUGUAUCCUCUUCCUCCUUUCCUCAUCAUCCUCUUUCCCUCUUCUGCUAUCCAUCCAUACAAGCUCUUUCAUAGAUGAUUAUCCUCUUCCAAUUUCCUGCCCUUUUUUCCGCCUCUUCUGCUAUCCUGCUUCCGCCUCUUCUGCUUCUCCUCUUCCCGCCUCUCCUGCUAUCCUCUUCCACCUUUCCUCUCUUUCCUCUUCCAUCUCCUUUUAUCCUCUUCCAUCCUCUCCUGCUAUCCUCUUCCACCCGCCUCUUCUGCUAUCCUCUUCCACCUCUCCUGAAAUCCUCUCCCGAAUCUCCUGCUUUCCCUCUUCCAGCUCCUACUAUCCUCUUCCGCCUCUCCUGCUAUCCUCUCUUUUCUUGCCUCUAGGUAACUUUCCGCCUCUUUAUCCUCUUCCACAUCUCCUGCUUCCUCUUCUGCUAUCCAUCCAUCCAAGCUCAUUACAUAGAUCCGCAUUCUCCACUCUCCUCUUCCCGUCUUCCUGCUAUCCUCUUCCGCCUCUCCUCUUCAUUACAUGGAUGAUUAUCCUCUUCCACAAUUCCUGCUAUUUCUCUUCCAAUUCUCUAGGUAACUUUUCCGCCUCUUUAUCCUCUUCCUCUUAUCCCUUUCCGCCUCUCCUCCAUCCUCUUCCGCCUCUUACUGCUAUCCUCUUCUCACCUCUUCCUGCUUUCCUUGUUCUAGGUAACUUUCCUCUUUAUCAUCACCUCUUCCGCCUCUCCUGCUAUCCUUCCAUACAAGCUCCUCUUCCGAUCUCUAUCCUUUGUCCACAAUUUCUCUCUUUUCGCCUCUCCUGCUAUCCUCUUCCACCUCUUCUCCUAUCAUUUUCCGCCUCUCCUGAUCAUCCUCUUCCUUCUGCCUCCAUCAAUAUCCUCUUCCGCCUCUCCUGUCACUUUGCCUCUUUAUCAUAUCCCCCUUCUUCCUCUCCUGCUAUCCUCUUCAAGCUCAUUACAUAUCCUGAUUCCACCUCUCCACUAUUUCCUUCCACUUUUCUUGUUCUCCUAACUUUUGCCUCUUUAUCAUCACCCCCUUCCCACUCUUCUGCUAUCCAUCCUGCUAUCCUUCCCAUUACAUGGAUGGUUAUGGCUCUCCCUAUUUCCUCUCUCUUUUCUUCUCUCCUGCUUUCCUCUUCCGCCUCUUCUGCUAUCCUCUUUCAUCUCUCCUUUCCUCUCCCCAUCUCUCCUCUACCCUCCUCUUCUCUCCAUCUAUCCUCUUCCAUGCCUCUUAUGGCUACCCUCUUUCUCUCUUCUUAUCCUCUUCCGCCUCUCCUGCUAUCCUCUUCUCUCCUGCUAUCCAUUCAUACAAGCUCAUUACUGGAUGGUUAUGGCUCUCCUGCUUUCCUCUUUUUCUUGUUCUGCUAUCCUUUUUGCCUCUUAUCAUCACUCUUCCGCCCUCUUCUGCUAUCCAUCCAUACAAGCUCAUUACAUCCUGAUUCCGGCUCUCCUGCUUUCCUCUCUUUUCUUGUUCUGCUAACCUUUGCCUCUUUAUCAUCACCCUCUUCCUCUUCUGCUAUCCAUCCAUUCCAAGCUCAUUACAUCCUGGUUCCACCUCUCCACUAUUUCCUCUCCUUUCUUGUUCCUCUUCCGCUUUUCCUGCUUUAUCAUCUUCCCUUGUUUCUCUUCUGCUAUCCAUCUUCAAGCUCUCUACAUUAUGGAUCUUAUGGCUCUCCUGCUUUCCUCUUCUUUUCUUGUUCUAGAAACUUUUUGCCUCUUGCUAUCAUCUUCCCUCUCUGUUCCUCUUCUGCUAUCCAUCCAUCCAAGCUCAUUCCUCUUGAUUAUGGCUCUCCUGCUUUCCUCUUCCAUCUUGUUCUGCUAACUUUUGCCUCUUUUAUCAUCACCUGCUAUCCUCUUCCUCUUCUGCUAUCCAUCUUACAAGCUCAUUACAUUAUCCUCUUCCACUCUCCCACAAUUUCCUCUCUUUUCUUGUUCUAUCCUCUUUUGCCUCUUUAUCAUCACCCUCUUCCCCUCUUCUGCUAUCCAUCCAUACAAGCUCAUUACAUGAUUAUCCGCUCUCCACAAUUUCCUCUUCCCACUUCUCCUCUUCCGCCUCUUUAUCAUCACCCCUUUCUUCUGCUAUCCAUCCUUUCUUCCUCUCCUCCUUCUUUCCUCUUCUCUUGCUAUCCUCUUCCCUUGUUCCUCUUCUGCUAUCCUCUUCCAAGCUCAUUACAUCCCUGA